AUUGAUAAAAGAAAUAAAUACUGCAUAGUAUUAAAUAAAUAAUCAAGGCUUGAUUUUCUGGUUAAUAAUAGUAUUGGAGUAAUGAAGCAGUAAUCAAAAUAAUCUAAGCAGAACUUUGCACACUGAUUGUUCAUUUACAGCAUAUCCACUCAAACACACACACACACACAAAUACACACAGUGAAACUGACUCUUGCACUCAGAGUGAAUGGUUAUUAUCUCAAGACAGGAACAGUACUUCAAUGAAAACAUAUCUCACACACCUGAUAAGGCUAUCAUCCAACCGGAGGAAAUGGAGAUGGAGUGUCUCAAGCAUUGGAUGAGGGACUGGAAAUAUCCAACUUGUCUGUUAUGCAUCUAUGGGUUCUUCAGCACAGUAAGGCCUUUAGAACCAUUUCUCAUCCCGUUCCUAACUGGACCAGACAAGAACCUAACCACUGAGCAGGUAACCAAUCAGAUAUUCCCGGUGUGGACGUACUCGUACCUGGCAGUGCUGGUUCCCGUCUUCCUUUUAACAGAGUGGCUACGUUACAAACCUGUGGUGGUCUUCCAGUGUUUAGUCCUGUUCUCCACCAUGGCGAUGUUGCUGUGGUGUAAUGGUGUACCAGAGAUGCAGGCCAUACAGUUCACGAGCGGAUUGGUGACGUCGUGCGACGUUGCUUACUUCACGUACCUCUACAGUGUGGUGGAGUUGAAGCACUACCUGAAAGCCACCUCAUUCUGCCGGACGGCCCAGCUGCUGGGCAACACUGCUGGUUCAGUGUUGGGCCAGAUCCUAGUCUCUUUUGAACUGAUGUCCUAUAACUACAUUCUAGUGUUUACACUGGUUCUCACUGCCAUUGCACUGAUCACCUCCAUUCUUCUCCCAAUGCCCAAGACAAGUAUGUUCUUCCACCAAAGGAGGAGUGGUAGUGGAGAGACUGAUGGUGAAGGGGAUGCGGGGACAGAGGAGGAACUUCAGAAUGAUGGCCAAAAAGAUGGCAUAGAGUUGAAUGGAUCCAAACAACUGCAGCCAAUACCGGAAGGUUCUGGUAAUUGUGGUAAAAAAAGUGCAAAAAAUUCCAGGUCAGGUGGCUGUGGUGAUGUUCUGCUCCGAUUGUGGUGGGACUUCCUGCAGUGUUUCUCCUCAAAUAAACUGCUUGUCUGGUCAGCGUGGUGGGCGCUAGCUACCGGUGGCUACUACCAGAUAAUAAACUACGUCCAGCUGCUGUGGGAGUACGUGGAGCCGUCUAGUAACUUCACGGUCUACAAUGGAGGAGUGGAGGCCCUCUCAAACCUGUUAGGUGCCGCGGCGGCGUAUGGCAUCAGUUUUUCAUCUGUUGACUGGUCUCGCUGGGGUGAGGUGGCUCUGGGCACGCUCUCGGCGCUGGAAGGUGGCGCACUCUUCGCAAUGGUCUUCAGCGCCAACAUCUGGGUCUGCUACUGUGGCUACAUCAUCUUUAAGAGCCUCUACAUGUUGCUCAUCACCAUCGCCAUGCAAGUCCUGUUCAAAAUACGUGACUUCUUUUAAACUCCUGCUCAGAUUAUAUUUAUUAGAAAUCAAGUUAGAUGUUAUCAUCUAACAGACAGACUUUUUGCUGAAUAUAACCUAUCCCUGCUUCAAAUUAAUUGCAUAAUUACAUGAUAAACAUUCAUGAAAGUGUACAUUACCUUAUCUGACCCCUUGCUGGUUUCAUCUUAAUUGGUGGUAAAGAUUUUGGACCUGUAAUGCUAAGUCCAAAUUCCGAGACCUGUUGUUUUAAGUUGCGUCAAUGCAAAGCAUGGCGAAGUUUAUAAAGAGUAGAUGCUAUAAAUAAAUGUGCACAUUGCAUAGGUUAAGAAAAAUAUUUUUGCUUGAAAUAGCUUAAAAUAAAAUAGCAUUGACCGAAAUCAAAUUAUUUCAUCUAGCUGCAAAGGCAACAUUUUUUCUUUUAAAACUAAAAUAUAUAUACCAAAUCUAUACAGUAUGUAUAUUAAUUCCUACUAAUAUAUAUAUAUUCCGAUUCUUUGUCAGGAAUCAUUUUCCAGGACAUUUUUAAUUUAAUUAUGGUGGCCAUAAAAGACAAGUAUCAUGCCCUAAAGUUAUUAAUUCCCUCUCUUCAGAUAUCUUUAAAAGAGAUACAGUUUGGCCAUGACUUAAAUAUAAAAUCAGCUCUUUGAUAUUAGCUCUUAAUUAUACAUUAACCAAUUUUAGUGCCACAGCAAAAAAGAACUUAGUUUUUGUAAAUUUACAUUUAACAGACACAGUUAUCCAAAGCGACUUAGUAAUGAUAAUAUUAAAGAAAACAAUAUUUUAAAACAUUAGCAUGUAUCCUCCAAAUAUUUUUGAUUGACUGAAUCAAUUCUGUUCAUAUUUUUUACAAGCAAAUGGGACGAUUGUUAUUAAUAUAAAUAUAUAUAUAUAUUAUUUUUUUUUUUCUUACUUUAAGCAAGAGACAAGAUAGAAUAAAAAUAUUAGUACAUGAACUAGAUUUAUUUGCUCUAUUACAGGCCAAACUUGCCUUUAUCUGUAGCCGUUUGAAAUAAGCGCCAAACAAAGAUCUUAGAUGAGCAUUUUUUGAUUAAAUAAACUAGAUUAAAUCAUUUCAAAACUAAAACAUAUUGGUCUGUCUUCAGCUUUGUGAAAUUAUACUACAUAAAACAUCCGCACAAAACAAAAACAGCAGAUAAGCUGAAUGUAAAUGCAAGUUCACUCUCUGACAGCAGGUGGCACUUCUGGAAACAAAACAGCGCUGCACUUAUUGUAAACACUACUUUAAUCAGUGUUUCCAGACUUGGUGAUUUAAAAAUAGAAUAAAAAUUGUAAUAGUGUCUUUUAUAUUAUCUAUGAUACUAAAAUUUUCUUACUUUUCAAGACAUUCCCAGGCCUGGAAAUUACAAUUAAAUCAAUUUCCUAAUAUAUAAACAUUUUCAUUAACUGCAUUACUCAACACAGGGUCCCCAGACCUAAUGAAUUUCCAUGAUUUUUCCAGUUGAUCAUCCUUCCAGAUUAAGGGGCUUAAAUAUUCAUUUAAAGAGAUUUGCACAAAACAACUUUAGCCAUUGGCAUCUUUUAGAAUGGAGCACAACUAGAAAAAUAUAUUAUAGAUCAUUUUAUUAAUUACAAUAACUUUUCCAGGCAUGGAAAUCACAAUUUCCUGACAUUUAAUAAAGCAGCAGAAAGAAAAAUACAUCUGCGUUAAUAUCAUCUCUCCAAUGAGUGAAUGAAUGCACGAGUACAUCUAUGCCCUUGUUUCACAGGUUCCAGAUAGCAGCUGGGUUGAACAUGGAGCGCUACGCCCUUGUGUUCGGAGCCAACACCUUCUGUGCGCUGCUCCUCCAGACAAUCAUCACCUCAGUGGUGGUGGAUAGCAGUGGGCUUGGGCUGGAUAUUGUCACACAGGUGAGGUUACCUGACAUCUUCCAUAUAGGUCAAAAUUAUCUUCUACAGUAAUCACCAGCACGACACACAUGCUAAAUUUGUAUUGGAUCCAGAACAUGUAUUUAGACUGUUUUUGUUACUUGUCUUCCAGUUUAUCGUCUACGGAGCAUAUUUUUCUAUUAUUGCACUCAUUUUCUUCUUGAGG
Molecule: messenger RNA, 3545 nt
Organism: Carassius auratus (goldfish)
Lineage: Eukaryota; Metazoa; Chordata; Actinopteri; Cypriniformes; Cyprinidae
Product: thiamine transporter 2-like
Exons: 5
Coding region: 209-1510 (433 amino acids)
Biological process (GO): vitamin transport; transmembrane transport
Cellular component (GO): plasma membrane
Molecular function (GO): vitamin transmembrane transporter activity
Source: RefSeq, a predicted model, not a curated record